GCCCAGCAUGUCAGGGAUGUACCUGGUGAAGAAAGGGCGGGAGCAGAGGAAACUGGACCUCCACAGGGACUUCACGGUGGCGUCACCUGCUGAAUUCGUGACUCGUUUUGGAGGAAACUGUGUGAUUGAAAAGGUCCUGAUCGCCAACAAUGGCAUUGCGGCCGUGAAGUGCAUGCGCUCCAUCCGCAGGUGGGCCUACGAGAUGUUCCGGAAUGAGCGGGCCAUCCGGUUUGUGGUGAUGGUGACGCCCGAGGAUCUGAAAGCCAACGCAGAAUACAUCAAAAUGGCGGACCAGUACGUGCCCGUCUCCGGAGGAACCAAUAACAACAACUACGCCAAUGUAGAACUGAUCGUGGACAUCUCGAAAAGAAUUCCUGUGCAGGCUGUCUGGGCUGGUUGGGGUCAUGCCUCCGAAAACCCCAAACUUCCGGAGCUGCUGCAGAAACACGGGAUUGCUUUCCUAGGUAGGUGUCUUUGUGUCGGCACCUUCAGCUAAGCACCAGAUGGAGCAGGAAAUGCUGCUCUCCGCCACCUGCAGACUCUCCUUUCCCUAAGCAUCAUCGCCAAGCUGGAAUUUAUGUUGUGUUUUCCAUGCAACCUCUUGAAAUUUCACCCCG
This is a messenger RNA of Thamnophis sirtalis, 617 nucleotides long. NCBI's taxonomy places the organism in Eukaryota, Metazoa, Chordata, Lepidosauria, Squamata, Natricidae. The record is from RefSeq and is a predicted model, not a curated record.